Cydia strobilella is the source of this 4085-nucleotide messenger RNA. RefSeq lists its product as uncharacterized. The coding region runs from base 1096 to 3498 and encodes 800 amino acids. NCBI's taxonomy places the organism in Eukaryota, Metazoa, Arthropoda, Insecta, Lepidoptera, Tortricidae. The record is from RefSeq and is a predicted model, not a curated record. The transcript is spliced from 4 exons.
UUCAUUCCCAUUUGUCCCCGCCAGGCGUAGAUGGGAAUGACCCUAUUCCCAUCUGUUCCUGCCGGGGGCAGAUGGGAAUGAGAUAUUCUCAUUUGUGCCUGCCCCCCGAUUAGGGGGUUAUAAUUAUAGAUGUUUGUUAUUUUAUUGGUUUUCCGGAUACAUAAGUAGCAGCCCUCGUAUGUAGUUAGAUCGUAGCAUAAUGUACAGAGGUACCUAGUCGAAGUUCGUAUAAUAAAAUAAAUAAAUAAAAUCUUUUUUCAGAGACAUAUAAAGAUGAUGUCAUAUGGUUAAAAAACAAUUGUGAGCCUUGGGAAGAUGUUAUUAAUAAGUGGAAAUCUUCAUUUGAACUUCGGCAGCUGCAACAAUUUGAAACCGUGGGUGAAUUUAUAAAAUAUUGGCCUACAUUAAACGACACUAAAAGCGAUGUCUUGAUCCAUUUAGAUUUCGAUAGGAUGUAUGGUCCCGAUAAAACCAAUUCUUUACAUAUUAAAUGGUGUGAAUUUAUGCAAAAGAUAGAGCAAAUUAAAAACACGGUCUGUAACGAUGAGAACACAAAGACUCUGUCGAAUAAUAUCAACAAAUUAACGGAUAAUGAUGACAAACUUCCACUACAAAUCAAACUUCUGUGCCGAUUGGUGCCUCCAAAGGGUCGCUUAAACAGACGCCAAAAAUUUUCAAUAGCAGAGUGCAUAGACAGCUUUAUUGUUGACGUUAAGACGCCUGGCGAUAUUCAAACGCAUAUCGAUAAACUUGCUUCGGUCGCUGCAUCGGAAAAAAAGACGGUACAACCUUACAUAAUACGCUGCUCAACCGACAGUACUGGGGGACCUUAUUAUCUGAUUAUAGACAAAGUAAGGUACGUUUAUCAAAGUGCUUAUAAAGCCAUCGAUACACUGUUCAAGUGUUAUCACACACUUCACGUGUCUUAUCCAAACGCAGGCUAUCAUCUGUAUUUACUGAUUCAGAAAUGUGUUUAUAAUAUAAGUACAAAAUACGACGUGAUACCGCCUUACAUUUCAGACUUAGUUUCCAAUGCCAAAUGUUAGGUGUUUCACGUAAGAAUAUACUCUGUUUCGUUUAAUUUAUUUUAAUAAGAUGCAGUGUUCAAUAUGUAAAAGUGAAUACCAUGAUUUCAAAACUUAUUUCGUUCAUCUGAAUUACUAUCACAACAUAUCUGAUUAUUUCAAAUGUCCUUUUGAAAACUGUGAGCGAGUUUAUCAUACAAAAUCCUCUUUGAAAAAACAUAUAUGUGGCUAUCAUGGUGUUCAGAACGAAAAUAAUGUUUGUAUGACGGAAAUUCAAGAGAAAAAAAGCGAUUCAGUAACGAGUAUUAACCACAUCACUACUGAUGAACCUACUGAACCUACCUACUUUCCUUCUGUGUCUGAUACAAUUUCACACAAUAACUAUAGCAAUGAAAGUUCGCCGUCAUCCAAUUUUGAAGUUGAAUUAAAUAAAUUACUUCUCUCAUUUGUGUCUCAACUAUACAGUAUUUCUAGCUUACCCAGAACAGUAAUUCAAACUAUAGUACAAUUAGUAACUGGUAUAUUUACAUCUGAACCAAUUCUGAUAUUAAAGAAAGCUUUGAGUAGUAUAUCAGAAGAAUGUUCAUCGAUGCUGUCACUGCUCCAAAAUUCUUUUAAAAACUUAGGAACUGAUUAUAAGAGAAUCGAAUGUUUAAAAAAGUUGCGUACAUAUACUAAGCCGGUUCCAAAAACAGUUGGAGUCUCGGAAGAUACUAAAUCAGUGCAUGGUAGUGUGGAAAUGACAUUGAUAAAUAGAUGUUCCUAUAUGGUUCCGUUGAGGGAAAGUCUCAAAUCGUUUUUGGAAGUACCGAACGUGUUAGAUGAUAUAUUAAAUUAUGAAAAAGCUAUUUGUAAAGAUAAUGUCACCCUGAGAAACUUAGUAAACGGGAAUUGUUGGCAAGAUUUACGCAAACAGUGUAAGGAUGAAAACAUUUUACCGCUAACAAUUUAUUACGACGAUUUUGAAUCGGGAAAUCCGCUAGGAAGUCAUGCGGGUAAUCAGAAGAUAGGAGUUGUGUAUGCAACUAUUUCUACAAUACCCCCUAAAUUUAGUAGCCGUUUAGAAAAUAUUUUGCUAGCGCAUGUAUUUUAUACCGCAGAUAAAACUAUGUUUGGCAAUGAAGCCAUUUUUGGCCCUUUAAUUGAAGAACUUAAGUUUCUAGAACGGGAAGGUAUCUUAAUAUUUAGUAAAGGACAUUCAACUGUAGUGAAAUUUUGUCUUGCAAAUAUGUCUGGUGACAACUUAGGCCUACACUCAAUUUUAGGGUUACAUGAGAGCUUUUCAUCAAAUAAUUUUUGUAGAUUCUGUAUAACAUCCAAGCACUUAACUAAAACAGACACGAAAGAGCGACUUGAAAAUAUUCGAAAAACUACUGAGUAUGAAAAACAUUGUCAAGACAAAAUAGGAAUAAAAGAAGAAUGCGUAUGGCAUCAGUUAAAUUUUCAUACUUAUAAAAAUCUGACUUGUGACGUUAUGCACGACCUGUGUGAAGGCGUACAUAGAUAUGAUAUGAGUAUUAUUAUCAAACAGUUACUUGACAGUAACUAUUUUUCACUGAAGACACUAAAUGCCCGAAUUAAGUUUUUCACUUACUUAAGAACUGAAAAAAAUUGUCCACCAUCAGUUACUAAGCAACAUCUACUUAAUGGACAACUAAUUUUUUCCGCUUCGGAAAUGUUGUGCCUCGUUCGUAACUUUAGAUUUAUUGUAGGCGACUUAGUGAAGGAUGUGAAUGAUCAAACUUGGCUUCAUUACUUACGCCUUCUGGAAAUAACAGACAUAUUAACAUCUCAGGUCUUUACUCCGGAACUUCUUGGGUAUCUGACUAAUUUGAUCGAAAGUUAUCUCGAAAAUCUACAAAGUAAAUUCCACUGUACUUUGAAACCCAAACACCAUUUUCUUCUGCAUUACCCGAGAGUGAUCGAACAAAUUGGGCCACCCAUACUAGUCAGCGCGUUUAAGUUUGAAUCAAAGCAUAAAGAGUUGAAGGCAGUAGCUCAGUCAAUAUCUUGUAGAAAAAACUUACCUUUAACACUAGCGACAAGGCACCAGUUAAAAACUAGUUAUAGAUUAAUUGUGCAAGACAGCUUUUCUGACAGUAUUACGUGUGGUAAAAUAAUUCAUGUACAACAUUACCCAAGUGAAUUAAACGAAGCAGAGUACAUCUGUGUUGAGUAUUACGAAAAUAAUGGUGUAAAGUACAAUGACAAAAACGUUAUUUUGUAUAAGUACGACAUUAACUUUCCAUUAUUUUAUAAGAUAGACCGAAUUUUUGUAAAGGAAUCGGAUCACACUACGGUUUCGUUUUUGUGUAAAGAACUAGAAACGGUAGGUUACUCAUCUCAUUAUAUGGCAUUUGUUGUGGAAAUCACCACUAAAUCAAGACUGGUUACUUUAGGAGAUUGUGAUUGUAAAACACCUACUUUAAUCAGGAAGUUAAAUGAAUGUUUUUAUGUGGAUUUAAAGAGUUAAAAAUCCCGUAUUUGUGUCGUUUAGUAUUCAAAAUAUGUUAACUAUAAUUUUACUAACUUAAGUUUUAAGUGGUUGGUUUUUGAUUAUAAUUGUUUUUUUUUUUUUUAACUUCCUGACUCUCCCACCUUUUAUUUUGUUUUAGGUAUAUUAGGAACAUUGUAAUAGAAGAACAAAUAUUUUAUUUUGCCUUUUAUAAAAGUACAUGGGACUCAGGAGGUGAUAGCAAAACUAUAUGUGACGUUUUUAAGCAAAAUGUACCUACCACUUUGACGUUUACCAUAAGAACGAAAUUUGCUUGUAUCUUUAUACGAAUAACCGUUCAGAGCAUCCUUAUGGCAAGCGACAAUGUAGUACCUUUUGCUUGAAAACGACAUAUAAGUUAAAUACAAGCGUUGAUUGAUUUGAUUCUGUGUACAGUCGACUUCAUAAAUUUAUGAGCAUUUCGAAGGCUUAAAAAUAAACGUACUUAUAUGUGUGUCUGUAACCCAUGAUAGGUAGCAUUCGUGGUGGAAUCAUCAUUAAAAAAUAAUUAUCCAAGUGGUUUCUUAAAUACUUAUAGCUUUUUUUUAUCUCUAGGAUUAAAAGAG